AUGCAACCUAUAAAAUUCUUUCUGUUCCUUGUGAUUUUGAUCAUCCAUAACGCGUGCGGCCUAAUAGAUAAUCCUAACUAUGAUAGUCAUUCGCCACUCCUAAGAAAAAUCCGUUCGGGUGUAGAUACAUCCAAGCAGUUGAUUUCUUUCACGGAUUUGAAUGUCAAGGAAUCAUCAGAUGACGCAAAAACAUAUAAUAAUAACCCUAUGAACCCUUUUUUUAUAAGGCUUAGUGUACCCGUACUAAAAACGCUCGCUAAAAAGAAACCAUAGGUUAACAUAACUAAUACUUGCUAUGUAAAAUUAAGAACUUCUAUACAUUUUUUUUACCAAAAUACCAUUUGCAUAAAAAUGAAAAAAGUGAAAUUGCGAGCGAGUUUAUAUUUGAUUUACCAAAUAAAAUGGGAAUUGCAAGGAUUGCAAUUCUUAUCCAAAGGAUCAACUAUUGAGAAUAUGGAAUUUUUUUUAAAUA
Drosophila mauritiana is the source of this 472-nucleotide messenger RNA. RefSeq lists its product as uncharacterized. The record is from RefSeq and is a predicted model, not a curated record. The coding region runs from base 1 to 273 and encodes 90 amino acids. The transcript has 2 exons. NCBI's taxonomy places the organism in Eukaryota, Metazoa, Arthropoda, Insecta, Diptera, Drosophilidae.